Protopolystoma xenopodis is the source of this 510-nucleotide messenger RNA. Lineage: Eukaryota; Metazoa; Platyhelminthes; Monogenea; Polystomatidea; Polystomatidae. The record is from the annotation of a GenBank genome assembly.
UUUACUCGUGCCAUAAUUGAUAACCUUCUCGAAAUCUUGGCCAACGAGGCGAUGUUAUUUUCGUCCGAUCAGGUUUCGGUAACCGAUCUGGCCGGCUCAAGUGGGGUUGGCCGUAGCGUGCUGAAUGCCCUUGCUCGUUGCUUUAAAGACCUUCUAAUGAACCUUACCUACUCAAAUAGCAUGGAGGCAUACAUUCGUGGCCGGAAUUUCAGGCACUCCACCGUACACAACAUUUAUCUCAUGCUCCUCAACCAAAUCCUUGAUGAAGAGUUUUCAGAGUCAGUUACCUCAAUCUCAGGUGGUAGCUCCAACACACUCUUGCGCCCUCCAUACUCAUCUGGUCAGCACAGAAUGGCGGGUUCGGAGGCUACCAAAGCUGUACAAGUUAUAUUCGCCAAAAUAUACUGGGCCUUCCUUAUCAUUGUCCGUUCUAAGGUUAGACGAUUUGAUUAUUUUCUUUUGGCCAAUUUCCUUGACAAAAUAAAAAAAAUGUUCAGUUGCUUUUAUUGA